Messenger RNA from Amoebophrya sp. A25, 339 nucleotides. NCBI's taxonomy places the organism in Eukaryota, Dinophyceae, Syndiniales, Amoebophryaceae. The record is from the annotation of a GenBank genome assembly.
GGAGAAGUGACAUCACACAGAACUCGUCAACAAGAAGGCAUGCACAACUACAAGGAGAGUGGACGACAGAAGAAGCCGAAUUUCAUAGUCAUGAGCCACGACGAUCAUUUACGUAGGAAUGUGAACAAUCGCUAUUGCAGUGAGCGAGACCGGGGCGUUGUGUGGGACAGGCGUUUUAUGCCCAAUUCAAAUUCACAAGCUGAUCGUGAACCUCCAAAGACGCUAGAUGAAGCUCCUCAGCCUCACUUUUUCAGGAGCUUUCACAGAGAAAGAGGCAAUGACAACACCCGUGCGGAUGCUAGAGGUUUUUUCUCUUUGGGCGGCAGUAAGAGCCACAGC